GCUUUGGUACCGUCCGGCCCUGUCACGUGGGCGUCAAGAUGGCGGCCCCCAAAGCGCUUUAGGAGCGUCGCGGGUGGUGGCAGCGGCGGGAGCAGGCCGGUCCGGUUCUUGAGCCCACGAGUCGCCUGGUUUAGCCCAAGCCCAGCGGCGGCGCCAUGGUGACGGAGCAGGAGGUGGAAGGCGUGGGGCAGACGCUGGUGGACCCCCAGAAGCCCCUGCAGGCCCGCUUCCGGGCCUUGUUCACACUGCGCGGGCUCGGGGGUCCAGCAGCCAUCUCCUGGAUCAGCCGGGCCUUCAGCGACGACUCGGCCCUGCUCAAGCACGAGCUGGCCUACUGCCUGGGCCAGAUGCAGGACUCGCGGGCCAUCCCCGUGCUGGUGGCCGUGCUGCGUGACACCCGCCAGGAGCCCAUGGUGCGCCACGAGGCAGGGGAGGCCCUGGGGGCCAUUGGGAACCCAGAGGUGCUGGAGAUCCUGAAGCAGUACUCCACCGACCCUGUCAUCGAGGUGGCAGAGACGUGCCAGCUGGCCGUCCGGCGGCUGGAGUGGCUGCAGCAGCACAGCGGGGAGCCGGUGGCUCAGGGGCCCUACCGCUCCGUGGAUCCGGCCCCAUCCGCCGAGGAACGCGACGUGGGGCAGCUGCGGGGGGCGCUGCUGGAUGAGGCCCGGCCGCUCUUCGACCGAUACCGAGCCAUGUUCGCCCUGCGCGACGCUGGCGGGGAGGAGGCUGCCCUGGCGCUGGCCGAGGGCCUGCGCUGCGGCAGUGCCCUCUUCCGCCACGAGAUCGGCUACGUCCUGGGCCAGCUGCAGCAUGAGGCGGCCGUGCCCCAGUUGGUGGCGGCCCUGGCGCGACCCACCGAGAACCCCAUGGUGCGGCACGAGUGCGCGGAGGCCCUGGGGGCCAUCGCCCGGCCUGCCUGCCUGGCCGCCCUGCGGGCCCACGCGGCAGACCCCGAGCGUGUGGUGCGGGAGAGCUGCGAGGUGGCCCUGGACAUGUACGAGUAUGAGACGGGGUCGGCCUUCCAGUACGCGGACGGGCUGGAGCACCUGCGCCCACCCUCCUCCUAGGGCCGCGCCCGGCUGUCUCCCUCGAGGACUCUGCCCAUAAACCGUGUUGGAAUGAA
Molecule: messenger RNA, 1123 nt
Organism: Balaenoptera ricei (Rice's whale)
Lineage: Eukaryota; Metazoa; Chordata; Mammalia; Artiodactyla; Balaenopteridae
Gene: DOHH
Product: deoxyhypusine hydroxylase
Exons: 5
Coding region: 156-1067 (303 amino acids)
Biological process (GO): peptidyl-hypusine biosynthetic process
Molecular function (GO): deoxyhypusine monooxygenase activity
Source: RefSeq, a predicted model, not a curated record